Messenger RNA from Ascochyta rabiei, 768 nucleotides. RefSeq lists its product as uncharacterized. Gene Ontology annotation, cellular component: extracellular region. NCBI's taxonomy places the organism in Eukaryota, Fungi, Ascomycota, Dothideomycetes, Pleosporales, Didymellaceae. Gene Ontology annotation, molecular function: pectate lyase activity. The coding region runs from base 1 to 768 and encodes 255 amino acids. Gene Ontology annotation, biological process: pectin catabolic process. The record is from RefSeq and is a predicted model, not a curated record. The transcript has 2 exons.
AUGAAGGCUUCCGUCGCUGCUUCUAUCUUGGCUCUUGCCACCUCCGCCUCCGCCAGCCCCUCCUACAAGGCGCCCAACAACUUCUUCAGCCUUAACAAGCGCGCCGCUCUUCCCAUCCCUGCCUCCAAGGGCACUGUAACAUUCACCGCGCCCAAGCAAAUCAAUGGCAGCUUCGACGGUGGCCUCAAGACCUACGGCCGCGGUGUUAGCUGCACUGGUCAGGCUGAGGGCGGCGACUCUGAUGCCGUAUUCUCGCUUGCCGACGGUGCCACUCUCAGCAACGUCAUCAUUGGCGAGGACCAGAUCGAGGGUAUUCAUUGCCAGGGCUCUUGCACACUCAAGAAUGUGUGGUGGGCCGCAGUCUGCGAGGAUGCUCUCACCCUGAAGAAGGACGGUGACGCGACCAUCACCGGUGGAGGUGCUACUGGCGCUGAGGAUAAGGUCAUCCAGCACAACGGUGCCGGUACAGUUACCAUUGAUGGCUUCCAGGUCGCCGACUUCGGCAAGCUCUACCGCUCCUGCGGAAACUGCAAGCAGAGCGCCGAGCGUCACGUUGUCGUCAAGAACGUCAAAGCCUCCAACGGUAAGCUUCUUGUCGGCAUCAACCCCAACUUCGGCGACACUGCCACCAUCGACGGCACCACAUGCGCUAGCUCCGUCAAGGAGAUCUGCGAGGAGUUCCAGGGAACCACCCAAGGCAACGAGCCCAAGUCCGUCUCCACCGGCGCUACCGACACCUGCAAGUUCAGUCCCAUUGCUUCUUGCUAA